AUGGCGGGCCAAGGAGUCACGCCAUAUCUCAUCAUUCUCAUCGCCAUCUCGACUCUUGGAUCCCUCCAGUUUGGCUUCCACUUGGCCGAGCUCAACGCACCCCAAGACGUCAUCACCUGCCACCGCAAAUCCGUCUCGACCGUCGCCCGCCUCGCCCGCUUCCUCACAUCCGUCCACGACACCCACGAUGGCGUCGACGACUGCAUCCCCAUGGAUGAGGCCGCUUUCGCCACCGUCUCGUCCAUCUUCACGGUCGGCGGCCUCAUCGGUGCCCUGGCCGCCGGCCCCUUCUCUUCCCGCCGCGGCCGCCUGCUCGCCAUGCGCGUGACGGCCCUCCUCUUCAUCGCCGGUUCUACCAUCGAGUCUGUCGCGCACAGCGUCUUCAUCAUGGCCCUGGGCCGCUUCCUUUCCGGCAUUGGGGCCGGCGCGGCCACCGUCAUUGUGCCGCUCUACAUCAGCGAAGUCUGCCCGCCCGACCAAAGGGGUUUCUUUGGCUUCAUGACGCAAAUAUCCAUCAAUGUCGGCAUCCUCAUCACCCAGACGUUGGGCUUCUUCCUCAGCUACGGGAGUGCCUGGCGAUGGAAUCUGGGCAUCGGAGCCUUUAUCGCCGCGGCGCAGGCCCUUGGAUUGCUGAUUGUCCCUGAAAGCCCGGCUUGGCUCGCUGCGCACGAUAACGUGGCUGCAGCAAACAAGACGCUGCAGAGGAUCCGCGGCCACGCUGCUGCUGCAAGUGAGGAGGGCCAAGGCUGGAGUCCAGAUACUCCAGGCGCUGCCGAGGAAGAACGGGGCCUCCUUGCCCAAGACGCCGAUGCAGACGACGUGCCUCCGCCCAACGCCACGUCGGCCAAGAACGAGCCCGUUCACCUCGGCUUCCUACAGGUCGUCCGAGAUCCCAACACACGGCCCGUCAUCAUCGCUCUGGUUGGCAUCAUGUUCGUGCAGCAGCUGUGCGGCAUCAACUCCGUUGUCAUGUACUCUGUCUCCCUGCUUGCCGACUUGUUGCCCAUCUCCUCUGCGCUGCUCAGCAUCCUAGUCUCGCUAGUCAACCUGAUCACGACCGUGGCCUGCUCCCCGUUGCCGGACCGUCUGGGACGCAAGGCGUGCCUCUUAAUGUCUAUUGUAGGCCAGGGCAGCAGCGCGCUUGUGCUGGCCCUGUCCAUUGUCUUUGGCUUCAAGGUCGUGUCAGCCUUUGCCGUGCUCUUCUUCGUCGCCUUCUUCGCCGUGGGCCUGGGGCCUGUGCCUUUUAUCCUGGCGUCGGAGCUCGUCGGCCAGGAAGCUGUUGGCGCGACGCAGAGCUGGUGCUUGGGAGCCAACUACGUGGCAACCUUCCUGGUGGCACAGUUCUUCCCCAUCGUCAACAAGGCCCUCAACUCCUGGCUAGGCGGCCAUGGUGGUUGGGUGUACUUUAUCUUUGCCGGCAUUGCUGCCCUUUCCUUUGUGUUUGUGACUUGGUCGUUUAGGUCUCUGCGUUUUCAUGGUGCUACCGGUAACUGAAGUGACUUGAGCGUGAGCAUGAGCGUGAACAUUUGGCUGAACUACUCUGGCGUUUGGUGACUUGGGGACUAGAUUGACUCUUUUAAGGUUCUUCACGUUUAUUGCUUUGCUAGAUUUUGUCAGAGUCGUGGCCAAUGGGACCUACAGUCGACUGGAAUCACAUGCGUGUAAUCAGGAAUUUAUGGGCUUUGGAGUUUGGGAAGCCAUUGGUGGCGAGACACAUGCUUACGCCUCAUACUGCUCCGAACAUCUUUCAAUAUCAGGAUUCCUGUUUCUCGUUU
Molecule: messenger RNA, 1775 nt
Organism: Trichoderma reesei QM6a
Lineage: Eukaryota; Fungi; Ascomycota; Sordariomycetes; Hypocreales; Hypocreaceae
Exons: 2
Coding region: 1-1494 (497 amino acids)
Biological process (GO): monosaccharide transmembrane transport; regulation of apoptotic process
Cellular component (GO): membrane
Molecular function (GO): hexose transmembrane transporter activity
Source: RefSeq, a predicted model, not a curated record